This is a messenger RNA of Tripterygium wilfordii, 1308 nucleotides long. RefSeq names its product chaperone protein dnaJ 6-like. NCBI's taxonomy places the organism in Eukaryota, Viridiplantae, Streptophyta, Magnoliopsida, Celastrales, Celastraceae. The coding region runs from base 134 to 1003 and encodes 289 amino acids. The transcript has 8 exons. The record is from RefSeq and is a predicted model, not a curated record.
UAAGAAUUUGAAGUCUCGAAAAACUACUUUUAUCUUUUUCUUGCGCAACAUAAAGCAAGUUUCAAGCUAAUUUCUCUUACUUUGAUUAUUGUUGUUGUUAGUAUAUCGGUAUUUAUUUUGUUGUUGGGGCUAGAUGGGAAAGAGAAAGAAAUCUAGGGUUUCUCGUGAAGGGGAGGAAGAAGUCGGAGCGGAAGAAGAGCAGCAUCAAGAGGAUAUUGGUCAAUCUUCUGCGAAGGACAAGAGCCUCUAUGAGGUUCUUGGUGUUGAAAGGACAGCCUCUCAGCAGGAAAUAAAGAAAGCAUACUAUAAGUUGGCCUUGCGACUCCACCCUGAUAAAAAUCCCGGUGAUGAGGAAGCUAAAGAGAAAUUUCAGCAAUUGCAAAAGGUGAUAUCAAUUCUUGGUGAUGAGGAAAAACGGGCAGUCUACAAUCAGACGGGCUGUGUUGACGAUGCUGAUCUUGCAGAUGAAGUUGUUAACAAUCUGCAUGAGUUUUUUAGAGCUAUGUACAAGAAGGUCACUGAGGCUGAUAUCGAAGAGUUUGAAGGGAACUACAGAGGAUCUGAGUCUGAGAAAAAAGAUCUGAUCAACUUAUAUAAGGAGUGCAAGGGUAAUAUGAACAGUCUCUUCUGUUCAAUGCUUUGUUCAGAUCCUAAGCUUGAUUCACAUCGUUUCAAGGAUAUUCUUGAUGAGGCAAUAGCUGCAGGAGAAGUGAAAGCAACAAAAACGUAUAAGAAAUGGGCAAAGCAAGUAUCAGAAAGGAAACCACCCACCAGUCCUCUAAGAAAGAGAGGAAAGCCAGGUAAACAGUCAGAAGCAGAUCUUUUUGCUGUUAUAUCUCAGCGUCAGCGUGAGAGGAAAGGCAGGCUUGAUUCCAUGUUCUCGUCUCUUGUGUCUAAAUACGGUGGAGAUGGUGCUGUUCCAGAUCUCACUGAAGAAGAAUUUGAUGCUGCACAGAAAAAGCUCGAAAGCCGUAAAGCUUCUAAGAAGUCACAGCGGAAGUAGCUUUCUCUUGAUGCUUCAAUAUGAUGAUGAUGAAGAUUAUUCACUUGCGGCUUGAUCCCACAGAGGUGAAGCUGAUUACGAUUCCAGUGUAUACUACUAACAAAAUCUUAAAGCUGCUUUCUUUUGCUAUGCGUACGUUUGGAUUAGAAAAAUGAAAAAUCAGGCUUUUUUGUCAAGGUUAAUAUUCCACAUCGGAUUUAUCUCGGAUUUGGAUUACCCAACUGAAUGUUAUAUAAGUAAAGGUGUUGAACUUCUCAUACAAGACGCUUUUUGGGAUCCAUGAAUAACAAAUUUGUGUUAUCUCA